Messenger RNA from Engraulis encrasicolus (European anchovy), 8273 nucleotides. It is a transcript of the gene plekhg4, whose product is annotated as pleckstrin homology domain containing, family G (with RhoGef domain) member 4. The coding region runs from base 231 to 6974 and encodes 2247 amino acids. The transcript has 26 exons. Lineage: Eukaryota; Metazoa; Chordata; Actinopteri; Clupeiformes; Engraulidae. Gene Ontology annotation, molecular function: guanyl-nucleotide exchange factor activity. The record is from RefSeq and is a predicted model, not a curated record.
GCUUGCUGCAGUGUAGUGCUGGGGCUACCAGUAGAGCCAGAGCGCUGCAGUGGAGUGCGGCGAUCUGUGCUGUGCUGUACUGUGCUGUACUGUGUUGUGGAGGAGGGACAGGAGGGACAGGACUGCUGUGUGGCCUUGGCUAGGGCUACUACAGAGUUACUGGCAAGGACAAAAAAUGAGCCAACUGAGGAGGAGGACUACUACAGCAAGAAGGAUACACUUCACACACAAUGGACUCUGAGUCUCUGGACAGCUGCAUCCAGAGCACCCUGUCGGUGCUGUACCCGCCGUUCGAGGUCACCGCCGCCACGGUCCUCUGCCAGGUGUUCGACGUCGUGGAGACCACCUUCCGUGGCGACGGCCUCCGAUACCUCAUCGACUUCCUGAUCCCGGCCAAGCACAUCCUCCAGAGUAUACAACAGGAUGCCUGUUUUCCCUACUGUGGGUACCUGUUUCGUCACGAAGGCUGGCCACUGUGCGCCCACGAGAAGGUCAUAAUCCAGCUCGCCUCCCUGGACCAACGCGUGCUGCAGCCCGGCGACUUCUACCUGCAGGUGGAGCCCAUCCCCAAGAGCAGCCCACGCAUCGCCGUGCGGUGCCUGGCCGAGGACGGGCAGUAUGUGGAGGAGCUGGAGGUGCCUGAGCUAGCCUACACCUCCAUCUUCACCAUGGCCUGGCUGGACUCUCUGAACCAGGAGCGGGCGCGGACAGGCACGGGCACAGGGCGGGCCGCCACGGCCCUGCAGCACUGUCUGCUCUCCGCCGACAGCGACAUCUUCCGGGUGCCCUGGGAGGACGUGGUGCACCCUGAGUUCAUCAGCAGGCCCAAGCAGCAGCCGCAGCAGCAGCAGGCCCCCAGAUCCCCCACUCUGACCCAGAGCAGCCGGGAAGGAGAUGGGGACGGGGACGGGGACAGGACGAGGAACGAGGAAGAGGUUAAGAGGGACAGUGUGGUGGUGGCGACGCAGGACAACAGACCUGCGGAGCCAAGCAAAGGGCUUCUGAUCGACACGUCGCUAGUGGUCCAGAAGGACGUCAGCCGGAGCCACAGGGAGGUUAAGCUCCUCCCGGCCCUGGCGCCCUGUAAGAGGGACAGCAGCGUGGAGAAGUGCUCCACGGACGACUCGGAGGGCGAGUACGUGGAGCUUGAGGAGAUCGCUCUGCCGCGUUUCUCCCCUCAAAAGGGCUCCCUCACCCAGUCCAUAAGCAUGAACUACAGGAACUUUCACAAACCAAGGACUAGUAGCAUGGGGUGUUCGCCACCCGAGGCCAAGCCUCUGGAACAGCCCCCACUCAAAAACAACAGCGCUUGCUCCCAGACUAUGGUGUGCACCAUGCUGAUAGAGGAGAACUUGAAUGACUCUUUUCGCCCGGUGAUAUUGACCCCGACGACCGCCACCCCAGCUGAAUCAGACACUCGCGCCUGUGUUGAGUCGCCAGGCGCGGCAAAGCCUGACGCUUCCUCAUCGGCGGCCGACGACUGCUUGGAAGGUACGCCCCCCACCGAAAGCUCUGCUCGUGUGCCUGAUUGUGAGUGCUCUGUGUCUGAACAGCCAGGUUGCGAUGACUCAACGCUGUCUCAGUCUGUCAAUUAUAACUGCGCACUAGACACUUCUGAUCAGGUCGUCCCAGAGGGCCUUGAAAUGGCUAGCGAAGACAAAACAUGCGAGGAGGAAGGGCCGUCACUUAACCAGCCUAGCAGCUGCGUUAGUCGAGAAGCUGAGAGUUCUGAGGAAGCUAAGAUCGAUAGCGACCAGAAAGAUCUAGAACCCAUCCCAGUGGCAGAGGCAUUCCAGGAGCAGGCAGGGGUGCAAGAGCAGGAGGCGGAGGAGAGUGAUGAGGGUCAAACCAAAUCAGACACACUGAAUGAGCAGGUUAACGCUCCUGUCGAGCUCGUCACUACUCUGGCAGCAGACAGUGGCUCCCUCGGCCCCACUUCAGGAGGCCCCGAGGGGGAGAAAACAGAGACUGGAGUGGGAGUUGGAGACGGAGGCCGAGGGGCCCCUGCCCCUGCCUCUGCCCCAGCUCCAGCUCCAGCUCCAGCUCCUGCCCCAGCACAACAGGAUCAGGUUGCAGAGAGCCUGCCGGGUCAGGAGAGGAUAGAGAGUACGGAGGUACACGUAGACCAGGCAGAGAUGGAGACGUCAAGUAUGGCAGAGGGAACGGAGUGGGUGGGGGUGGAGGAGGAGGAGGAGGAUGGAGACGGAGGGGUGGAGGGGAAAACAGGGAUGCCAAACGCAGAAGAGUCAGUAGACUGCACAGCCUCCUCCACAGCCUGUGGCACUGUAGCUGUUGAGACACUAGCAGAGGUGGCGAGUACCUCUCAAGAAACGGUAGUUGAGCAUGAGGUAGGAGAGCGUUGCCAGGAGGAGGAGAAGGAGGAGGUGAGGCUGGUUGAGGAGAAGGAGGAGGCCACAGAAGUGAGACAGGUAGAGGAGGAGAAAGAGGAGAAACAUGGGUGUGAUGCUGUGUCUGAAGAGGUGGGGGAAGUAGUAGUGAGGGGUGAGGCUGGCAAUGACCACUGCACAUCUCAGGCUUCAGAUACACCUCAGACCUCAGAUUGCACAGUGGACGAGGUGAGUACAGCUACAUUGAGUUCAGUCCCACUGAGUACGUCGUCCACAGAGAGUGCAGUCACACACAGUUCAGUCACAGGGGUUGUCCCAGACGGUGAACAGACGGCUUCAGAAAACACAAUUUCUGAGGUAGAGGCUGCUGAUGCACAGACCAAAGACUCCCAAAGCACUGAUUCACACACACGCUCCGAGGAGAACGCUCACACAGCCGACACAUCGACAGCUGCAGAUGACGAGGAGCGGGAUACACCGGGAGUGGAGCAUGUGGAGAAGGCCAGAGGAGAGGAAGAGAAGGAGGAGGAGGAGGAGGAGGACAAGGAGACACAAGAGCAGGAGAAACAGCAGGAGCCUGGCUCUCCUCUUCAAGUAGAGGAGUCGUGUGAGGAGUCUAGCCAGGCUCCUGCUGUCAAAGUCCCCAAUGGGGAGCCAGAACAAGACACAGCUGUGGACCCCCCGCAUCCAGCAGCCCUCAACCCCACAGUAGAGCUCCUGAGGAGUCUGGAGCUGCAGGCGGUUCAGCCAAUCCCAUGCCAGCAGCAGGCGGUUCAGCCAAUCCCAUGCCAGCAGCAGGAAGCCCCAGCUCUGCCCAGCCCAUGCCAGCAGCAGGAAGCCCCAGCUCGCAUCCCCACCGCCCCCCUAAAGAGCCAGCCGGUGCUCAUGGAGGCCCACAACAUCAACCCAGACGUGCUGAGUUCAGGAGUACUCUGCCUGCCUGGUACGAGAGAUAAAUCGGGGCAUGCCUUGGUCACCGUCACUCCCAGGAACACGAUUUGGCUCAACCCGAGUUGCAACAGCGACGAGCUUGUGCGGAUUAUCAUGUACUUCUACACCAUUCUCAGGAAGGAAGUUCGUACCCUGGGUCUGACUGUUCUGGUGGAUGCCCGGCGGUGUUCACCUGUCCCUGCUCUCUUCAAAGCCUUUAAUAUCCUGCAGGAUUCUAUGCCAGGGUGCAUCCAUACUGUGCUGUUGUUGGCCGACAGAGAUUUAGCUCUUCGCACAGAGAAGACCCCCAGUGUACAGCUGGAGCUCCUGACGUCUCUGAAGUCUCUGCAUAAGCACGUGGACGUCUCUCAGCUGCCCACCGAGUACGACGGCACCUUCCCCUUCUCCCACGCCAGCUGGAUGUGCUUCAGGACGAGGUUGGAGCAGUUGACCAGUAACUGUCAGGAUGCUGUCAACCUCCUCCAGAGCACCAUUGCCAGUCUGGAGUCCACCCCUCUCCCCCCUACUGCGGAGGAGGCUCAGGUGCUGCUGGGCCGCUACAGAGAACUGAUGCGCAGCGUCCUGGAGGACACUCGGCUGGUGCGCCUGCAGCUGGAGGGCGGAGCGUCCCUCUCACGCCUGCGCAAGGAGGAGUCCAGCGUUAGCCUCACAGAGGACUACAGAGAUGGCAUUGAGACAGUGGGCGGCCUGUACAACCAGGUGGACGAGCUGGUGCACCGACUGGUGAUGCUGUCCAACAAGUGCACCCAGGAGCUUGAGUUCGUCAUGGAGUUCAAGAGCCUGGAGGAGGGCUUCAGCGAGGUGAGCCACUGGAUCAGUGAGGUGGGGGAGAGUCGUCUGAAGACGCUGGGGGAACUCGAGGACUCUCUGGAGCAGCUGCGGAAGAAGCAGACGCUCUUCCGAGACUUCUACUCCGCCGCAUAUGAGCACUGUAAGGGUGGGGAGGCCUUGCUCAAGAGGCUGGAGCGCUGGGAGGACGUGUCGUCGGCCGAGCUGCAGGUGUACGAGGUGAAGGUGCGCUCCUUCUGGGUGCACCUGCAGGACUUCUCGCAGCGCGUCGAGGACACCCGACACAAAAUAGACAAGACCGUCAAGCUCUACGAAUUCUUUGACAAGGCGUACGAGUGGGCCCUGGAGGGCAUGCGUCACCUGGCCUGUGUCAGCAUGGAGGACUGCAGCCUGCCUGACAAGUGCCACGGCGUCAUAUCCUACCUGGAGGACUACCGCGGACAGCACCCCGCCAUCCCCGACCCACGCUUCCAGGAGAUGAAGGAGCUGGCCGGGGAGUUGAAGAGCGAGCAGGGCCUGAAGCAGUGGAAGUUCGCCUGGUCCAAGUGCCAGGAGACCAAGCAGAUGUUCGAGAAGAAGCUUGAGGCGGCUCUGAGGACGCGGCGCUCCCUGGCAGACUCCAGCGCCAGCGCAAGUGGCGACAUCGGGUCCCCGCGGCGCAUGUCGGACGUGUCCCCCCGCUCGCAGGAGCGUAGCAGCAGCCUGUCCUUCUCCUGUCGGAAGGCCUUCUCCGGAGCCUGGGGCCGCGAGCGCCUCUCCUCCCAGUCUAGCGUGUCCAGCGUGGCCUCCUCCAUCAGCCCCUGUAGCCCACCGACGGCGACCGGGGGGGCUCGCAUGAUGGCCGACCCCAGCUGCCGGUCCACGCCCGUGGGCAGCCCUUACGGCAGCAUCCCUGAGCAACGCGUACCUCCCAGUCCCCACACCCCCAUCCACACCCAUCGCCUCACGCGCAGCACCUCGUCAGAGGAGUCCCACCACCAUCCACACCCACGCACCCCCUCCUCAACAUGCUCCUCCGUGGCCUCCUCUCCCUCCUGCGCCUCCUUCAGCCCCAGCUUGGAGGGAGCAGCGGCGGCGGGAAGUCACCGGCGCAUCCUCCGCAAGACGCAGAGUUUCGACGCGGCGGGCAUGGAGGCGUCGCGCUACGGCACGUGCCAGCGGACUCUGAGCGAGCCGGCGCGGCGCGGCAACACGGGCGUCUUCAUCAAGGGCCUGGAGGUCAGCAGUACCGAGGUGGCCGACCGGCCCUACAGCCCGCGCCUCACGCCGGCCCACGGCUGGCCCAGCGAAGGCGGCCUGCGCUCGGGAGCCUCCAGCUGCGGAGGCAGCCCUGUGCCGGAGGUCCGCGCCAAGGGCAGUAAACUGCGCCACAUCGUGGACGAGAUGGUGACGACGGAGCGCGAGUAUGUGCGCUCGCUGCGCUACAUCAUCGACCACUACUUCCCCGAGAUGGAGCGCGCCGACCUGCCGCAGGACCUGCGCGGCAAGCGCAGCGUGAUCUUCGGCAACCUGGAGAAGCUGGUGGACUUCCACAGCCAGUACUUCCUCAAGGAGCUGGAGAGCUGCUGCAACCACCCGCUCCGAGUCAGCCACUGCUUCCUCCGACACCAAGACCAGUUCGGACUGUACGCCCUGUACAGCAAGAAUAAGCCCAAGUCGGAUGCUCUGCUGGCCAGUCAUGGGAACAGCUUCUUCAGGCAUAAGCAGCUGGAGCUGGGGGACAAGAUGGACCUGGCGUCCUACCUGCUGAAGCCCAUCCAGCGCAUGAGCAAGUACGCGCUGCUGCUGAAGGACCUGAUCAAGGAGGUGAGCGAGGCCCAGGAGCAGGAGCUGGGGUACCUCAGGGCCGCCGCAGAGAUGGUCAAGUUCCAACUACGCCACGGCAACGACCUGCUGGCCAUGGACGCCAUCCGUGACUGUGAUGUCAAUCUGAAGGAGCAGGGGCAGCUGGUGCGGCAGGACGAGUUCACCAUCUGGUACGGCCGCAAGAAGUGCCAACGACACGUCUUCCUCUUCGAGGACCUCGUCCUCUUCAGCAAGCCCAAGCGCAUAGAGGGAGGCCUGGACGUAUACAUCUACAAGCACUCCUUCAAGACGGCCGAUGUGGGCAUGACUGAGACGUCGGGUGACAGCGGGCUGCGCUUCGAGAUCUGGUUCCGCCGGCGCACCUCCAAGAACCAGACGUACAUCCUGCAGGCGGGCACGGUCGACAUCAAGCACGCCUGGACCUCCGACAUCGCCCGCAUCCUCUGGCAGCAGGCCACGCGCAACAAAGAGCUCCGCAUGCAGGAGAUGGUGUCAAUGGGAGUCGGAAACAAGCCCUUUCUCGACAUCAAGCCAAGCGAUGCUGCUAUCAACGACCGGGCUAUCGACUACAUCAUGAAGGGCCGAGGAGCCAGGACAAGGGCGUCCAUCGCCGUGUCGCUGUUCGACCACUCCAACCCCUUCAAGCGGGCGGCGUCGAUGAACACGGCGAUGAGCGGUGGGCCCCAGGUGGCGGGCGGGCCCCCCUCGUCCACGCUGCUGGGGCCUCUCAACCUGCACAUGUACAGCAGCCAAUCCCUCAUGCCCGGGGACCGGCUCAUCAGCCCCUGCAUUGAGGAGGACGAGCUGGAGCAGGAGACCAGCACCAGCCAGCCCUCCAUGACCACUGAGAGCUCAGGCUCAUCUUCACACUGUCUGUCAGGUGGCGGCUCGAGCGGUUCGGACAGUGGCUGCGUGUCUAGCCACCACCUGCCGGAGGCGCUGUCCGAGGAGCCCAGCUCCCCCUGCGACCCCUCCUGCUACUCCGCGGUCACCUCGCCCGUCGACGACAAGCCACGCUUCAACAGCCAGUACAUUUCAGCGAAAGCAGCUCAAAUCAUAGGCCCAUCCACUAUAGUGUGAUUGCUGUAAUCCUGCUUUUUUGAGUUUAGCACCCAGCUGCACUCACCAAGAAGACAAUGUCAGCCUCACACAAGGAAGAGGAGAGAUGAGGAGAGGAGAGGAUGGACGUCAAGCAAGAAUUUUAUUGUUUCCCUGUGGAGGUCCCAGCAGCACAUCUCAUCUGAUCUCAUCUCACUGAAAAAGAGCUGGGGGGGAUAUAGCACUGUUCUAUUCAAGCCACUUUUGAGCUUUCAUAGCUUUUAUAUCUUUUUUUUUUCUAAAGAAAGUUGAUUUAAAAAUAUUCUUUGUGUAUUUAUCUUCUUUUUAAAAAAGUACUGGUGAAGUAGUGUUCUGUACUAUACCUGUCACUGUGUAAAUAAUUAUUGUAGUAGUUUACAAUACAGUUCUGAACUGUUUUUCUGUUUGUUUUUCCCCCCACUUUUAUCUGUUCUUUGACCACUUAUGCUGCAGACUGCAAAAUGACAAAGCAGGAAUCGCACGCCUUAGUUAAAAAGCAGUUCUUAGUGAGUUUGGCUCAAGAGUAUGUGUUGUAUUAGCAUACGCUUAAGACACUUCUAUGAAAGCAAUAUGCCUUUUAUGCUCUGAAAAAGCAGCGUGACACAUGUGACUUGGUUUCAUUGUUUGGGUCUUUGCGUGUCUGGGACUUUUCUUUCGUGUGCAAACUCUGAUCUGCGGUCAGUGGCAUGGAGUUCCUCUCUCUGCGCUGUCGUUGCCACUGUUGUGGUAGAGGCUGCCGUGUUAGCCACUGGUGCAAAUCCUGUCUUCAUCUAGCGCCAUUGCAGACACUAGUGAUUGCAGAGGGGCUCGCUGGCUCGUUUUCUCGUCCCAAAGCUGAUCAGCCUGUGUGAUUUAUAUGGGAGGGAAUAUAAGGACAAGAAACCUGCUUACUUUACUGCUACAUCUCCUGUACUGUAUGUCUGUUAAACGUUUCAGUUUUUCAUUUCAACUUUACUUUGGAUGCAUUUCUUUUUGCUCUUUUCAUUUUUUUGGCUUAAAAACAAAAACAAUCUGUACAUUGCCUGUAAAUAGUUGCACCUCUCGGUGCUUUGUGAUUCUAGUGUUUAGGAGAGAACUGUGGUAACUUUGUACAUUUCUGUAUUAACCAGCAAACCAGGGAAUCACUGAAGUGCCAUUCUUAACUGCAACUGGAGAGUAAAGUGGGAAAAAAAAGGAAGAAAAAAAAAAGAAGGAAAAAAAUCCAAUUUCCAUCUGUAGCUGGAGCAUGAAUGUGUACUCAAGUGUCAUAUUUCUUAAUCCUAACAAGUUCACACAUAUUUAAUAAAGAUGAAAUGCUUUGUA